AUGACAGUCGUAAACAGUACUGAGAUGGUGCCAAUAGUGGCUUCUGCACCUGGAAAGAUUAUUAUCUUUGGUGAGCACUCUGCAGUGUACGGUAAGCCUGCAAUGGCGGCUUCGGUAUCUUCGUUAAGGUCUUACUUAUAUGUUAAAAAGACUGAGGAUGAAAGCGUUGUAGAAAUGGCGUUUCCUGAUAUAAACUCUAAUUAUUCGUGGCCUCAUAAGGAUUUGGAGGAGAUUGAUAGACAGCAGUUAACUCUGGCACAGGAGAGUAAUGAUGUUAAUAACUAUGUGAUGGAAUUUGUACGCUCCCAAGUGUCAGGAAAGGGCAGCGACUUAGAGCAGCAAGCAGCGGUGUGCUUCUUGUAUCUUUAUAUGUGUCUUUGUCCAAAUCUGAAGGGCGUUAGAUUUAUUUUGAAGUCCACGUUACCGAUUGGCGCCGGAUUAGGAUCUAGCGCGUCAAUUGCUGUGUGUCUGGCACUAGCUAUGGCCAAAUUAGGUGGCCACCUUGAUGCUGAAUCUAAGGAGCUCUCUUCAAGUGACUUGGAGUUUGUGAAUAAGUGGUCAUUUAUUGCAGAGAAGUGUAACCACGGGACGCCCUCUGGAAUUGACAAUGCGGUGGCCACAUACGGCAAUGCAGUUGUGUUCAGAAGACAGGAAGAUGGUUCCACCACGUUUGAGCCAAUAAAGGAGUUUCCACAAGUGCCCAUGGUGCUUACAAAUACGAAGAUUCCAAAGUCAACUAAGGUUUUGGUUGCAAAUGUGCGCAAGUUGUUUGAGCGGGAACCAGUCAUCACGAGCACUAUUUUGGAAGCUAUGAGCGCGGUUGCAACUAAAGCCAAGGAGUUACUUCCUGCAAUUAGUUCAGACCCCAAGAGAUAUACAGAAAUGCUGGAGCUAGUCAGAAUCAACCACGGGUUGCUAGUGUCUUUAGGUGUUUCACAUCCUGGCUUGGAGGUAAUCAAGAGCUUAAGCGAUUCUACAGGCAUUGGCUCCACCAAACUUACUGGUGCAGGAGGUGGAGGAUGUGCUUUCACUCUUUUGAAGACAGGUACCACUGAUGAAGCUGUAACUUCCUUCAUUGAAACACUUUCGAAGAAUCAUGGCUACGAGUCCUUUACGACGGAGCUAGGGGGCUUAGGUUGUUGCUUCGUUGCUCCCGACAGUUUGGCUGCCCACGCUUCAGAGAUAGCUAAGCUAUUUGAAGAGGAAUCUACUAUUGAAGAACUAAAUAAUGCUUUACUGCCAGGAAGCUCUGCAUUGAAUUGGGUGGUAUCGUAA
Molecule: messenger RNA, 1275 nt
Organism: Eremothecium sinecaudum
Lineage: Eukaryota; Fungi; Ascomycota; Saccharomycetes; Saccharomycetales; Saccharomycetaceae
Gene: ERG12
Product: mevalonate kinase
Exons: 1
Coding region: 1-1275 (424 amino acids)
Biological process (GO): ergosterol biosynthetic process; isoprenoid biosynthetic process
Cellular component (GO): cytoplasm
Molecular function (GO): mevalonate kinase activity; ATP binding
Source: RefSeq, a predicted model, not a curated record